UCAUAAUAUUUUUGUUUACAUCUGCACAACACCGCAUGUGGCUAAGUUAUCUUCCUAAAAUAUCGUGCCGUUCCCGAUUUACUGGAAUUUAAAUCAACUGUCACCAACAUUCUACCAAAAUGCCACCAAAAUCGUCGUCUAAAAAAGAUCAAAUCGCUUGGCUAUUGUGUGAAAAGUGCAAAAUUUAUAUAACCUCGAAGGACCGCAACAAGCACGAAGAAGACUGCCCUGUGCCAAAUGAACCCAUCGAAUCAAUUCAAUGGAAAUAUUCGUUUAUUCGAUCGAAACAAGUCUAUGCACAACAAUUAUGUGAGACGACAGACCGAACUGCCAUUCUAUCCGAUGAACUGUUAAGUGAUCUGGGCUCAAAAUAUUUAAAUAAUUUAGUGUUUGCUAGCGAGUCGGUGAUGAACUUAUGUGAUUGGAUUAUCAGUGAUUUUGUGGUGUUACAGCCGUCAUGCGAUACUCAUAUUCCAGUUGUAAAAAGGUUAUGGCCGGCAGCGGAUAAAAAUACGUCCAACGUUUUCGUAACGGAUGAUGAAUUACGCACUGCUUGGCAAGAUGUUACUUAUUUCACGAUCACGAAAUUACCAUACGAUCCUCCACCUGCUGCCACUAUGACAAUCAAAGCAUUAGUACCAAGUGAAAUUGAUCGGAAAAGCUACAACGAUUUGUCCAACAUAAUUGCGAAACAACUCUUCAACAACGUCGUCUGCUGUGAUCACGAAUUCACGACUGAAAUUUUCAACAAAACAUUUACGUUUCUCAUCACUCGAAUAACAGGACACGAGUACUCGGACGUAUGUCAAGGCAUCGAAGAGAAAUUGAAAAUGCUCAGCAUGAAUCAGCCGAGUCACAGUUUUCAUUUGGUGACAAGAAAAACCAGAAUCGAAAUCGUUCGAGCUGAAGAUGAGACAGUGAAUGAAGGUGAUUUGAAUGCUGACAUUCAAUUGGAAUCGAUUGGGGGAUUGAAUGGUACAAUCGCCGACAUAAAAGACGCAAUGAACUUUGCCUUCGGUAUUGCUAAGCCCAUGCAGGGAAUGCAAAUACCACGAGCCGUUUUAUUGUACGGCCUUCCUGGUUGUGGCAAAAGCUUACUAUGCAGUGCUUUGGCAGCUGACACGGAUGCACUUGUUGUGACGAUAAACGCUUCCGAGAUUUUCAGCAAAUAUUUCGGGGAAACGGAAGCGAAUUUGUUGCAACACUUUGAUAAGGCGUUCAAGAACUACCCGAACUCAACUUUCAUUGUCGUUGAAGAGAUAGUAAACGUUUGCGCAAAGGAAAACAAAGAGGAUUCGUCGAAGCGUGUCAGUUCAGCCUUUUUAAAUGUUCUGGAUAGCAUUCAUAGCAAGAGAGAGGGUAGUCGAACGUUUCUGUUGGCUACAACCAGUAACAUUGAAAAUAUUAAUCAAGCCGUCCGACGAAGCGGCCGAUUCGACAUCGAAAUUGAAAUACCCGUACCAAACCCAGAUGCUCGGAAAGACAUUUUGACAAAGAUGCUCGGCAAAAUAAAGAACUCAUUGACCUCUGACGAUGUGAAGCACUUAGCAAAUACGUGUCAUGGAUUUGUCGGAGCCGAUUUGUCUAGUCUUAUAUCAAAAUCAGUGCUCCAUGCCAUCAACAAAGACAAAAAUCUAUCAAACUCGUCUGGGCAACUCAUGCUUACAUUUGCUGACAUCCAGAACGGUUUGUGCCACGUCAAGCCGAGUGCAAUGAAAGAAGUGUUAAUAGAAAGUCCAAACGUCAAGUGGACCGACAUUGGUGGCCAGGAUGAACUGAAAUUACAAUUGAAACAAGCAAUCGAAUGGCCAUUAACACAUCCGGAGACAUUCACACGACUCGGAAUAACGCCACCACGAGGAAUUCUAAUGUUCGGCCCUCCCGGUUGUUCUAAGACAAUGAUCGCGAAAGCACUGGCAACAGAAAGUAAAGUCAAUUUUCUGUCAAUCAAGGGACCGGAACUGUUUUCGAUGUGGGUCGGUGAAUCGGAGCGUGCGGUUAGAGAUUUGUUCCGGAAAGCGCGACAAGUGGCACCAGCAAUUAUAUUUUUCGAUGAAAUUGAUGCAAUCGGUGGCGAACGGUCUUCCGGAUCAUCGGUCAAAGAACGUGUGCUGGCGCAAAUGUUAACUGAAAUGGAUGGUGUUAAUGUGCUAAACAAUGUCACGAUUGUAGCAGCUACCAAUCGGCCAGAUUUGAUUGACAAAGCAUUAAUGCGACCCGGUCGUAUCGACAGAAUAGUGUAUGUGAAACUGCCAGACGAGACCACUAGAGCGGAGAUUUUCAAAAUUAAGUUCAAAAAUAUGCCUCUUGAAGGGGACGUUGAUUUGAAGCAGCUAGUGGAGCGAACAGAAGGAUAUUCCGGAGCAGAAGUGCAGGCAGUAUGUCAGGAAGCAGCCAUGAAAUCAUUGGAGGAUAAUAUCGAUGCAGCUGUUGUGAGCUGGAAACAUUUUGAAAAGGCACUGGAGGUUGUGCAGCCGCGAACGAACUCCGAACUACUGAAAUUGUACGAGAACUAUUUGAAAACCUACUAGCUGAGUCACGUAUGAAAAGUGGCUGGUCAUUUUUGACGGCAUUGAGCUAAGAUGUACAGUGCUGCGCGCAGUUUUGGUAGCAAUGUGAGGUCAAACAUGUCUCUACACUUGGAGUCCUACGUGAAAGUUUUCGGUUAUACAAAUGUUCGGUUAUACAAAUGUCGUAUCAGCAUCUCAGGAAUUUACUGCUGAGUGAGUCGAACGUGCAGUUUAAUAAAUAA
This is a messenger RNA of Bradysia coprophila, 2752 nucleotides long. Its product is annotated as ATPase family gene 2 protein homolog A. The record is from RefSeq and is a predicted model, not a curated record. Gene Ontology annotation, cellular component: cytoplasm. Gene Ontology annotation, molecular function: ATP binding; ATP hydrolysis activity. Lineage: Eukaryota; Metazoa; Arthropoda; Insecta; Diptera; Sciaridae.